Messenger RNA from Bombyx mori (domestic silkworm), 3467 nucleotides. RefSeq lists its product as uncharacterized. Gene Ontology annotation, biological process: replication fork processing; chromatin remodeling. The record is from RefSeq and is a predicted model, not a curated record. Gene Ontology annotation, molecular function: chromatin DNA binding. The transcript has 9 exons. The coding region runs from base 186 to 2927 and encodes 913 amino acids. Gene Ontology annotation, cellular component: pericentric heterochromatin; nucleus. NCBI's taxonomy places the organism in Eukaryota, Metazoa, Arthropoda, Insecta, Lepidoptera, Bombycidae.
UUGUUUCUUUUGCCUAUCCAUUGGACGUAUUAAGAAAAUCUUUGGUACCGACCAAUUUACCAAAAUGGUGGAGUUUUGGUGUCGUCUAACUCUGUAAAAUUACAGCAUUGAUAUCCUUGUUUAGCCUAGAUGAUUAAGUUUUAUUACAAACGCUGUCAAAAUAUAAACACUUUUAUAUUUUGCUAAUGAGGAUACCUAAUGACCUUGGUACAACAAUGAGUGAAAUUAUUAAAAGUGAAGGGGCUUGUCCUGCACCAGAAAAGCCGGCUUCUUCGGAUGAGAAUGUACAAUUCCCGCCUUUACCUGAACCAACUGAUGAAGAUUUUCAGGAUGAUCUUAACGAAGAAGAAAAAGAAUAUAUCAAAACUAAAUUUGCGGACUUGAACACUAUUACUUCUCAACGACUACAUUGUACAGCUUGUGAUCGUCAUCUCGGUUCUUCGUCACGUAAUUUAUCUCGUGUGAAGAUUCAUCCUUUACUACGAACACUAGUGUGUCAGACAUGUCACAUCUUUUACAACAGUGGAGAGUUUGAGAAAGGUGAUGAUGGAUCUGAACUUUACUGUCGAUGGUGUGGCCAAGGAGGACAAGUAUUCUGUUGUUCUGACUGUCCUCAUGUUUUUUGUGCGAAAUGUAUUAAACGGAAUUUUGGACAAUCAAAAAUAUUAGAAAUUAAAUGUGUUGAUGAUUGGAAAUGUUUCAAGUGCAAUCCUGAAUGCUUAAAACACCUGCGUGCUGUAUGUUGGGCUUUGUUUCAAUAUUGUAAAGCAAGGAUUGAAAUUGCUACUUAUACUGUGGACACUCAAAUCAGAGAACUUUUGACGAAACAAUGUGCUGCUGAUGAAUCUUUAUGUUGUAAGAAUAAAAGUAAAAGAAGUGAAAAAUUGGAUCCUGUUAAGAAAAAAGAAGAAAAUGGCCCUAAAAAACAAACACCUGUACCCAUAAUAUCAAAAAUUCCUCCUACUAUACAGGUGAAAAAAUUUGCAUCAAUAAACUUGGAUGAAACACCAAAGCAAGAAAAAAAACCUAUAAAGAGACCAAUAAGUCCUAAGAAUAAACCAGUUAUUGUUAAAAAUCCAAUUCCAAUAGCUACAUCAGUUACAAGACUUUUGCAUCCAUUAAAUAUUGGACCUCCAAUGAAGAAGUUGAGGAUUGCAAGUCCAAUGAUGGGCACCAUUAGAUAUGUGAAUGAUACCAGAAUGCAGUCUUACCAACGAUUAAGGCCUAAAGCUCCCAUCAAUAUAAACAAUUUCAAUGGUUUUAAAAACACAAAUCCAAUAUUCAAUCCGAUCAGUACAAAUUCUUUUCACAAUAGCAUGGAAAACAUGGUCGCCAAUGACAACAUCAACUUAUCUUUGGAUAAUUUGACUCAGGGCUUGGACAUGUCAGCAGCUGCCGCUCUACUGUCAGCAAAUAAUUCUCAAAAUGAUGAUGUUGUUUGUACACCGGAUCUUCCUAUGGAAUCUUUGAAUGAGGUUAAUGAAGAUAACGACGAUGACGUCGAAUGUAUAACUCCUGGACCUUCAGAGGCACCCAAAACAUACAAAUUUCAGCAUCCCCCACCUCUAGUGCCUUGCGGGAAUAAUAGUGCAGUGUCUUUAUCGUCAGAUAAUAUAAUUCAAAUGACCGAAAACGACGUCACAGUGAAUGCGUUAACAGGCGGCUUGAAGUUUCGGGUUGACCCUCAAACUUUGUCUUCAAAUAAAAUGUACAGGUUACCGGAUGGCCGCGUGUUUGCGAUAAACAUAAAUCCAAAAAUGCCCGGUGGCUAUUCCGCAACUAUUGUAGCUGUAACUGAUAAUACUAAUAAAGCCACACAAAGUAAAGGUACCACAUUUGCCGCUAAAUUGAGUUCCGUUUCGACUCCGCAAUGCUCUUCCCCUGUUACGCCAAAAGCACGAAGAAGCCAACGUCGAUCUUCGUCAUCAAAACGUAGUUCUACCAAAUCUAAAACAACUCGCCAGUCGUCGAGGAAAAGUAGCAGAAUGUGUGAUUUGAAUGUUCCGGUAGAAUGGUACAGAUAUAAUCUUAUAGACGCAGUUGAUGCCUUAGAAUACUCAUUAAACAGACUACAAAAAUUAAAAAAGGAAGCCACAACUAUGUAUCUUCGAACUAGGACUAUUAGCGAAAUGAAGAAUCUCCAUAAAACGUUAGAUAGAUUAUUGACAACGUCAUCAAAAAGAUUUGGUGAAAUCAAAGAUAAUCUAAGCAAUGAGUUGAAACAGUUUAUUUUGAGAAAAACAGAUAACCAGCCCGCAAAUAGUGAAGACGACGACGUUGAAAUUUUAUCUAAUGCUGAAAAUGAUGAUCCCAUAUUCAUAGAUGAAAAUUCUGUGGAGUCAAAUACAAAUUAUAAUGAAAAUCAAGAGGUCGAUUUGACUGGGCCCGGCAGUAGUGAACAUAAUGAAACUGGCGAGAAGGAGGACGAUUAUUCUAGAAUGAAUGACGAAACUCUAAUCAUACCAGACCAAGAAAAUGAAAGCAUUACGAGUAUUAAUGAAAAUGGCCAGAAUAUAGAAAAUAACUCAUCUGUUAUUGGAGAAGGAGAAACGAGUUUGAAAUGUGUUGAAGCCCUGAUAGAAACAAACACUACAAACAGUGAAAAUAAUUCAGUUGAUGAUUUCAACUUAGAAAAUAAGUGCAUGGAAAAUGAAAAACCUCUAAAAACAUUAGAAAGUAUAACUGAAAAUAAUGCGACUACGGGAAAUGAUAAUCGUAAUGAAUCUAAUGAAAGUAACACUGAUCUGACUGAGGGUUCAGAAGACAAUAUCGCUUCUAAAAACCUUAACAGCGAAGCGACGGUCGAAACCAGUUUAUCGAAUGACACACUCAACUUGGAAAGCGAUAAAGUACAGGAUUCAGAAAUAAGCGAGGAAUUGAUUGAGUCUUUGUUAAAGGACGAUAGCUCUACAAACUGUAAAGAUUAGAACAUAAAUAAUCCUAUCUGGUUAUUGUAUUCAGAGCUUCUUUUACAAUUUUGAUGGCCAUCUAAGAGCAAAUGAAAAAUCGAUUCAGCUAAUGGAUAAAUUUAUUAAUAGACUGCUCCUUUAGUAUAUUGUAAUUAGUGGGACACUAUAAUAUGUGCUAGUUAUAAUUACGUCAAGUAAGCAACUAUUUUUAGGUUAAGAGCAGAUGUUUUUUUUGUACCGGUUUUCUAAUCUGAAAACUAUUUACAUGAGUUCGUAAUUUGAUCAUCGAAUAUCAAGAUAUGUAUUUUCAAACUUAAUAAAUAAUAACAUUGUUAAAUAUUACACCAGUAAUAUCAAAAAUUCAAAAAAACAAAUGUGAACUAUUUUAGAUUAUUUGCUAUGACUUGUAAUAAAAGUACAUAUUUAUGUUAAUAUUUCUGUCAAUGAUUCAUACACAUAAUUCAAGGCACAGAAAUCAAGGAUUUUUUUGUCGUUGUAUCGAUAAACCAUAAACAAGUGUGAUAAGCCCUUAAAUAAUAAGAAAAACACAUUUACAUG